CGCCCUGCGGGCCGGGGGAAGUGGCUCAGCUCGCUCUUCCCGCCCGAAGCCGCCUCCAUCGCACCUCAGACCUCUGGCGGUGGGCGGAGCUUGUCUUCUACUUCCGGAUCCCACUGCUUUGACGCCGGAAGCAGGAAGUGUCUUCUGUCACCGGACGAGGGAAGGGCGGCCACGGAGCUGGGACUUUCUGCGGGCUCCGGGGCUCCAGGAGCGCUCGCGUCCUGCCGCUCCGGCCUUUCUCACUACAGACCGACUCUCCUGACAGUUGCCUGUGUGUUGGAUGAGCAGACUGCCCCGCAAGAGCCCACCUUGUGAGAUGGUACAGCCGAGCGGAGGCCCGGCCGGGGAGCAGGACGGGCUGGGUAGUGACGCCUCCCUGGGGAAACCAACCAUGCCACAGCUGCCUGGGGAGCCCAGUGGCCCUGACGCCUUCCAGCGCUGUUUGGAGGAGAACCAGGAACUCCGAGAUGCCAUCCGCCAGAGCAACCAGAUGCUGCGGGAACGCUGCGAAGAGCUGCAGCGUGUGCAGGGGGGCCAGCGGGAGGAGAAAGACUUCCUGCUGCGCCAGUUCCAGGCUGCACGUCUGCUUGUUGAGAGGCUGCGUGCUUGUAUGCAGGAACUGCGGCAGCAGCGUGCACAAGCAUUGCAGGAGUUGGAGCACCUCAAGAGAUGCCAACAGCAGAUGGCCGAGGACAAGGCUUCAGUGAAGGCGCAGGUGACAUCCCUGCUGGGGGAGCUUCAGGAGAGCCAGAGCCGCCUAGAAGCUGCCACGCAGGAGCGGCAGGCUCUGGAGAGCAAGCUGCGGGUAGCCAGUGAGCAGGCUCGGCUGCUAGAGAGUGAGCGGGAGGCAUUGCAGCAGCAGCACUGUGUGCAGGUGGACCAGCUGCAUAUGCAGAAUCAGAGCAUGGAGACAGCAUUGCGCAUGGAGCGCCAGGUGGCGACAGACGAGAAGCGGAAGCUGGCACAGCUGCAGGUGGCCUACCACCAGCUCUUUCAGGAGUACGACAACCACAUCAAGAACAGCAUGGGGAGCAGUGAGCGGAACCGGGGCUUGCAGCUGGGGGAUCUGAAGCAGCAGUUGCAGCAGGCUGAGGAGGCGCUGGUAGCCAAGCAGGAGGUGAUCGACAAACUGAAGGAGGAGGCAGAACAGCACAAGAUGGUGAUGGAGACGGUGCCGGUGCUGAAGGCACAGGCGGACAUCUACAAGGCUGACUUCCAGGCUGAGAGGCUGGCCCGGGAGAAGCUGGCUGAAAAGAAGGAGCUGCUACAGGAGCAGCUGGAGCAGCUGCAGCGGGAGUUUGGACGCCUCAAGGCCAGCUGCCAGGAGUCAGCCAGGAUCGAAGAUUUGCGGAAGCGGCAUGUGGAGGCCUCCCAGCCCCCCUUACCUUCAGUGCUUGAUCACCCCUUUCACCAAGCCCUGCCCAAUGCCAGGAGCCCCCCUGAGGAACCGCCUGACUUCUGUUGCCCCAAGUGCCAAUACAAGGCCCCUGACAUGGACACGCUGCAGAUCCACGUGAUGGAGUGCAUCAAGUAGGCCUGGCCCAGCUGCUCGCCUGCAGCUCCAAGCUCCUUUCUUCCCAGUUAGCUGCUUCCACAGUGGCUGGGACCUGUUCCCCAGGUCCUUCACCAUGCUCUUCCCUUCCCACACUCGCAUCCUAGGGUUACAUUCUGCAGGCAUCUUUGACAGUCUUAUUUCCUUCUUGUUGUUUCCCCAAAGCCUGGCCUGGUCAAGGGGCCGUGGCCAUGCUGAAUCGUGAGGAGCCCAUGGCAACUAUUUAGAUUUGCUGUCAUGGGCUCCAGUGUCCUCAACUCUUCUCGUUUUUUUGCUUGGUAUAUACCAGUGUCCUACCUGCUGGGGCUGGACUGAAGUGUGCCUGGUAGCCCACACGUGGGGUGUUGCUUUGCUUUGUGGGCUUACUCUCCCCCAAGUCCUAGGACUGGAUUGAAGUAUACCUGUUUGCUCACAUCUGGGUGUUUUUGGUUUGUGGGCAUAGUUCCACUGCCCCCCUUCCAUCUGCUCUGUGCCUGAUAUUGAAGGGUACCUUGCUACUUGUACCUGUUU
This is a messenger RNA of Suncus etruscus (white-toothed pygmy shrew), 2062 nucleotides long. RefSeq names its product inhibitor of nuclear factor kappa B kinase regulatory subunit gamma (gene IKBKG). Gene Ontology annotation, biological process: positive regulation of canonical NF-kappaB signal transduction. The record is from RefSeq and is a predicted model, not a curated record. The transcript is spliced from 10 exons. Lineage: Eukaryota; Metazoa; Chordata; Mammalia; Eulipotyphla; Soricidae. Gene Ontology annotation, cellular component: IkappaB kinase complex; nucleus; cytoplasm. The coding region runs from base 281 to 1534 and encodes 417 amino acids. Gene Ontology annotation, molecular function: K63-linked polyubiquitin modification-dependent protein binding.